AUGGUGAAGCUAGCUUCGGCACGUGAGGUCAGAAUGUACGGCCCGAGGCCAGCCCGAAACAGAGCCGAGUACAUAAAUGCGGGGCUGUACAUCUUCGCCACGAUCGUGCUGGUUUGCGGGUUCGCGGCCCAGUUUUCAAUGAAUCCCAAAUCGGGGCUCGUUCUUUUACUCAUUUCCUCGGCGAUUAUAAUCGCUGUGAAUAUGCACGACCUCGUGGCCCACCUGGCCGGCAUCGACUACCGGCUCUCGCUGAUGGGCUUCGACACGCAGCUCGCACUCGUGGAGUUUUCCGCCCCCCUGGUCCAGGCCCUCGGUACCCUUCUAUUCUUCCUGGGGAUUCUGUUUCUUUUCCUCCAGGAAGAGAAGGGAUAUGGAUACGUCAAGCUGGAGACACAUGCUCUGAACAUGCUAAUCGCUGGACCUGUGUUGUGGGUCCUGGGUUCGAUCCAUAACUCUUGCCAGAUCUACGAGAGAUCUGGCGGUCACAUUCAGGUCCUACAAGAGAGCGUCCACGUUCCCUUCCUCAUGGGCAGUUGCUGUUCCUGGUUGGUGCAAUUCUUAACGGUCAAGAGCAGGCUGGCUUAG
Messenger RNA from Thlaspi arvense, 585 nucleotides. NCBI's taxonomy places the organism in Eukaryota, Viridiplantae, Streptophyta, Magnoliopsida, Brassicales, Brassicaceae. The record is from the annotation of a GenBank genome assembly.